Messenger RNA from Ziziphus jujuba (common jujube), 1885 nucleotides. RefSeq names its product probable serine/threonine-protein kinase PBL16. The transcript is spliced from 6 exons. The record is from RefSeq and is a predicted model, not a curated record. NCBI's taxonomy places the organism in Eukaryota, Viridiplantae, Streptophyta, Magnoliopsida, Rosales, Rhamnaceae. The coding region runs from base 511 to 1677 and encodes 388 amino acids. Gene Ontology annotation, molecular function: ATP binding; protein kinase activity. Gene Ontology annotation, biological process: protein phosphorylation.
AUAGCUGCAAAGUGCAAACGCAAGACAGCGAGAGAGAGAGAGAGAGAGAGAGAGAGAGUGAAUGUCGAGUUGGAGAAUGAUGGAAAAGGAUUGGCGGGGAUAUAUUGCAUUUUCUAUGCGCACUAAGAAGAAGAAAAUGCGCAAACGCAUAUUUAGAAUCCCAACAAAAGCCCGACUCUGUGGGCCCAUUUCCGCCAUGGCCAAGAACCAUCACCCACCUCAACUCCCCCACCCCAACCCCCAUCAUUACCAUCAAGAAAUCUCUUUUACUUCUUCUCUAAUUCAUAACAUUUGCACCCACAAACCAAAAUUUGCCCUUUUUCUCAUAAAACCCAUUUCAUAAAAUUAAAAUUUAAAAAUAAAAAGAGUGUGUGUGUGUGUGUGUUUUUUCUUUUUCCAUUUCAUUUUUCUUACUCUCCAACUCUUUCUUAAAGAGUGAAGAAACUUUGGCUGUGGUGAUGGAGGGUUGUUGAGGACGUGGAGUUUGGGUUUGUUUCUGGUUAUGGUAUAAUGGGGAAUUGCUGGUGCAGGUUGGAGCCUUCAGUUUAUAGAGUCUCAUCCAAUGGGAAGUCAGAGUCUCCAAAAGAUCAGAGCCCCUCAGCGAAACCUAGAAAUGAUGAUAGUAAGUUACCAUCUAAUCCUGAAGAAGUUGAGAAGCUUCGUCGUGAUUCAGCAGCAAAUCCAUUGAUUGCAUUCACAUUCAGUGAAUUAAAGAUAAUGACUGGAAAUUUUAGGCAAGACCACAUGUUGGGUGGUGGAGGAUUUGGAAGUGUUUAUAAAGGUUUCAUCACUGAGGACUUAAGAGAGGGUCUUCCACCUCUUCAAGUGGCUGUAAAGGUUCAUGAUGGAGAUAAUAGUUAUCAAGGACACAGAGAAUGGCUGGCAGAAGUCAUAUUUUUGGGGCAGCUUUCCCAUCCAAACUUGGUAAAACUGAUCGGUUAUUGCUGUGAAGAUGAACAUCGGGUAUUAAUAUAUGAGUACAUGGCUCGGGGUAGCGUGGAAAACAAUUUAUUCUCAAGAGUAUUGCUUCCCAUGCCUUGGUCCAUAAGAAUGAAGAUUGCACUUGGUGCUGCAAAAGGACUUGCCUUCCUUCACGAAGCUGAGCAACCUGUCAUCUAUCGUGAUUUUAAGACAUCUAAUAUUCUGCUGGACCUGGACUACAAUGCAAAGCUCUCUGACUUUGGCCUUGCAAAAGACGGACCAGUAGGUGACAAAUCUCAUGUUUCUACACGCAUAAUGGGGACAUAUGGAUAUGCUGCACCAGAGUACAUCAUGACUGGCCAUUUAACUCCUAGAAGUGAUGUUUACAGCUUUGGUGUUGUUCUUCUUGAGCUUUUGACGGGAAGAAAAUCUUUGGACAAGUUGAGACCAGCUCGGGAGCAAAACCUCACAGAUUGGGCUCUUCCUCUGCUUAAAGAGAAGAAGAAAUUUCUGAAUAUUGUGGAUCCAAGACUGGAGGGAGAUUAUCCUAUAAAAGGAGUUCACAAGGCAGCCAUGUUGGCUUACCAUUGCUUGAACCGAAACCCAAAAGCCAGGCCUCUAAUGAGAGACAUCGUGGACUCCUUGGAGCCCUUGCAGGUUCCUGUGGAAGUUUCUGCUGAAAAAACUGGUCUGACUGUGAUCAGCCAGAUUCCAGAAGCACAAAUUAAAAUAGUAGAGAAUUCAAAAUGUACUUGACAUGGGUACUGUUUUGGUGUCACAAGUUUUUUCUCCAGUUUUGGAAUAGAUAGUUUUUCUUGUUUGUAUAUGGAAAAAAGAGAAAGAUAUGCCUGUUCUUUUUUCUUUUUUCUUUUGUUUUUUGGAACGUGGUUUUGAUGAUAACUAGCAAUUUGAUUAUUGUAACAAAUACGUAAAUAUCAAUCUAAAAGGCAGAGGAUAUGGAAUU